Molecule: messenger RNA, 1359 nt
Organism: Gastrolobium bilobum
Lineage: Eukaryota; Viridiplantae; Streptophyta; Magnoliopsida; Fabales; Fabaceae
Product: protein RGF1 INDUCIBLE TRANSCRIPTION FACTOR 1-like
Exons: 4
Coding region: 202-870 (222 amino acids)
Source: RefSeq, a predicted model, not a curated record
UUUACCCUUCAUCACCCGCCACUACAAAAGUAGAGACCCACUUCCAAGUUCUAAUCUUUUCCCUUCUCUCUUAACUCAGAAAGUACCAUAGUUGAAGAAAGUUCUCUUUUUUGGUUCUUCUGAGUUGCUUUGAUAUUUAAUCAAUAGCCCAUCAUAAGAGAUAUCAAACCCCAAACCAAAGGCACAGCAACAAGAAUCAUCAUGGGAGGUCUUAAUGAAGAAGAAGGUGCUGUGGGAGAAAAGGAAGAAGAAAACAAGUGGCCUCCAUGGUUGCAGCCACUUCUCAACACAAGCUUCUUUGUUCAGUGCAAAGUCCACGCAGAUUCCCACAAGAGUGAAUGCAAUAUGUAUUGCUUGGAUUGUAUGAAUGGAGCCCUUUGUUCUGCUUGUCUCUUUUCCCAUAAAGAACACAGGACAAUUCAGAUAAGGAGGUCUUCAUACCAUGAUGUGAUAAGGGUGUCUGAGAUACAGAAAUUCAUGGACAUAACAGGGGUCCAAACUUACAUUAUAAACAGUGCCAAGAUUGUGUUCUUGAAUGAAAGGCCUCAACCUAGGCCUGGAAAAGGGGUCACCAAUACCUGCCAAGUCUGUGAGCGCAGCCUCCUUGAUUCCUUCAGCUUCUGCUCUCUUGGUUGUAAGAUUGUUGGAACCUCCAAGAAGUUACGGAAGAAGAAAAUGUUAGGUGAGACAGAAGGGUCCGAUGGUGAAGAAUCAAUGAAUGGGAUUAGCAAUGGAAGUGCCAGAAACAAAAUUCAUAGCUUUUCACCUUCAACGCCACCGCCAACAGUGGUGAAUUACAGAACUGCUAAGAGGAGGAAAGGAAUUCCACAUAGAUCUCCAAUGGGUGGAGGGCUUAUUAUAGAAUACUAAUGUUAUAUAAGUGGUUUAAGGUCACUUAUACCAAUCAAUAUUUAUACCCAAAAAAGAUACUGCAGUUGUUGCCACUUCCUUAAGUGGUGUCCUCAGAAAAUAUGCUUUAUACUUUAUAUAGUUGCAAUACCUGAGCCCUUGCACACUGAGGCCGGUGUUGGGAACUACUGCUCUAUCUUGUAUAGGACAAAAAAAAAAAAGAAAAAAGAGGAAGAAAAGAAAAGAAAAAUGUAUAUGUUAAAAAGAAAAUAAUAAUAUAAUAUAGAGUGGGGAGUACUUUAUGUUAGUGUGAAAAUGGCAUUCAAGUGUUGGUAUGUGAUGCCAAAUGUACAUAGUGGUUUGUAGAAAGGAACUGUAUAGCAUCAACUUAAACAAUAAAAAGUUAUGAUGAGUAUUAAUUAUAUUCCCUUGGUUUGGUUGGUAUAUGACCAUUGUCUUUCUCCUUUCAAAGGUGAAAGUAUAUGUCUUUGGUUGGUGGACGAGUGGUUU